AGGGGUUCUUCUUUUACGUUUGAGCGAGUCCGUGACGUCAUCACUGCGCGUCAUGUUUACUGGAUAUUCUUCUGGUGUCAUCUCGAUUAUUUCACUGGAUAAAACAAUUGUGAACAGGGCAUCCAGCACUGAAUGAGGUCUAGAAUUGUCACCGAUCAGUCCUCCGUGUGGAGCUGAGAUGGGCCAGCAGCUUUCUGGCCAGGCAGUGAGCAGACUGCCUGAGAAACUGAUCAAACAUGUGGGGCUAGUGCGUGACAGCGGCUACCUCACCUAUGAUGAGUUCUUGGGUCGUGUGGCAGAACUCAGUGAUGUAACUGCUAAACUAGCUUCUUGCCAAAAGAAACAUCUUCUGUUUGAAGUGCAGCCUGGAUCUGAUUCAUCAGCAUUAUGGAAGGUUGCUGUGAGAAUAGUGUGCACCAAGAUUAACAAAGAGGAUGGAAUGGUGGAGGCCUCCCGCAUUAUGAACCUGUACCAGUUUAUGCAGCUUUACAAAGACAUCACUAGUCAGGCUGCUGAAGUCUUUGGGUCUCAGAUGGGCGCAGAGGGUUCCUCUGGACAGCUCUCGUCAGAAGAUACCUGCCAGGCCAGCAUGUGGAUGGGCAGGGUCAAACAGUUGACUGAUGAAGAAGAAUGCUGUAUCUGUAUGGAUGGAAAAGCAGAUCUUAUUCUACCCUGUGCACACAGCUUCUGCCAGAAGUGUAUUGACAAGUGGAGCGGUCAAAGCCGCAACUGCCCCGUUUGCCGUAUUCAGGUGACUGCUGCUAAUGAAUCUUGGGUCAUGUCAGAUGCUCCCACGGAGGAAGAUGUAGCUGGAUACAUUCUCAAUCUUGCGGAUGAAGCUGGUCACCCACACAGACCUUAAAAUGAAGCACUCUGCCACUGUCAUGUUCACUCUCUCCCCAUAACCUUCUGUUAAUAGUUAUUUCAUAGGAUGACUAUGGGACUGAGUAUUUGUUGCACUAUAUAGUGUCACUCACUGGAGGCAAUAACUGCUGAAUAAUUGGACUUUUUUAAAAGCACUUUUUAGGUUAAUGCAGCACGGUAUGCCACCAAAUCAGUUCAUAGACUGUGAACAUGCAUUCUGUAGAUAAAUGCUAGAUAACAUGUAGCUAUAUAACAUCUUUGCCUUCAUAUUUUUCAGCUCAUGGCACUUGCUGUUUUAUCUUGUUUGUGAAAUAAUUGCACUUAAUUGUGUUUGAUUCGUAGAGGCCUUGUACAGUAAUACCUGAAGAAAUUGUUUCAGUAUCAGCUUGUGCAACAGUUUAAUGGUAUGAUUGAUGCUACAAUUUAGUCAAACAUGAUGUGGUAAAAUGACUGUACAGUUUAUUUGGAUUUAUAAUAUAAAAUUGAAUAACUUUAGUGAUAUAUUUGAAAUGAACUUUUUACCUCUCUGUAAGUUGGAAUAAAUGUUAAAGGGAUAUUUCACCCAAAAAUGAAAAUUCUCAUAAUUUACUCACUCUCAUGCCAUCCCAGAUGUGUAUGACUUUCUUUCUUCUGCUGAACACAAAUGUAGAUUUUUAGAAGAAUAUUUCAGCUCUGUAGGUCCUUACAAUGCAAGUGAAUGGUGACCAGAACUCCAAAAGCUCCAAAAUUGAGAUAAAGUCAGCAUAGAAGUAAUCAGACUCCAGUGGUUUAAUCAAUGUCUUCUGAAGCGAUCCAGUUGGUUUUGGGUGAGAAUAGACCAAAAUGUAACUCCUUUCUCACUGUACACCUUGGCAUUGCAGUCUCUAGCCACGAUCAUGAUUUCAAGCUUGGUUACACUUCCUAGUGUGAACGCAUGCACAGAGCAUUAGAUGGCACAAUAGGAAGUGUAAUUGAACUUGAAAGCAUGAUCGCCGAGGAGACUGCUGUCAAUAUGUACAGUGAGUCAUAUUUUGGUCUGUUCUCAGACAAACCCAAAUGGAUCACUUAUGAAGACAUUGAUUAAACCACUGGAGUCUGAUGGAUUACUUUUAUGCUGAUUUUUAUCUCCUUUCAAACUCAUUUUGGAGUUCUGUUCACCAUUCACUUGUAUUGUAUGGACCUUCAAAGCUUAGACAUUCUUCUAAAAUCUUCAUUUGUGUUCAGCAGCAUAAAGAAUGUCAUACACAUCUGGGAUGGCAUGGGGGUGAGUAAAUGAUGAGAGAAUUUUCAUUUUUGAAAUGAAAUUAUGGGACAUGGCUGGGUUAUAUACAACAUUCAUAAUUACUUUGAAACAUAAUUAGGUCUUUUCAUAGGAAUUUGUAUUUUAUUCUACAGGGCAUCACUGGAGGUUAGUUUCCUUUUAAUAGUUUUUUUCCAGUUUGAUGUUCUAAAAUCCAGACUAUUCAUUUUGCACUUUUGUGAGUGUGAGAGAGACUGUGAAUUGUUAUCAUUAAAUCAUUAAAGACAUGUAUAGUUAAAAUGCUAUAUAAAAUUAAGUAUUCAGUUUAUUAAUAUUUAAAGCUGUUCAUGAAGAUUUAAUCUACUUUUUCAAUUUAAUUUCUGUAAUAAUAUUCUCACAGAUUUAUAGAGAUGAAGUGACUGAAUGUUAAUAGUUUUAUCAGAACAAAUGACACUAGUUGCGGUUUCCUCUAUGAUGGUGUGUUGUAGGACAGCUUUGAACGAUUGGACUGGGGUGUCAGUGUUCUCAGUUCCCUCUGGCUUGUGUAAAUCUCAGAUAAUAAAGUGUAUUGAAUCAU
Molecule: messenger RNA, 2660 nt
Organism: Myxocyprinus asiaticus (Chinese sucker)
Lineage: Eukaryota; Metazoa; Chordata; Actinopteri; Cypriniformes; Catostomidae
Product: RING finger protein 141
Exons: 6
Coding region: 179-862 (227 amino acids)
Biological process (GO): protein autoubiquitination
Molecular function (GO): ubiquitin-protein transferase activity
Source: RefSeq, a predicted model, not a curated record